Messenger RNA from Papaver somniferum (opium poppy), 1019 nucleotides. RefSeq names its product 60S ribosomal protein L17. Lineage: Eukaryota; Viridiplantae; Streptophyta; Magnoliopsida; Ranunculales; Papaveraceae. The coding region runs from base 130 to 681 and encodes 183 amino acids. Gene Ontology annotation, cellular component: cytosolic large ribosomal subunit; ribosome. The record is from RefSeq and is a predicted model, not a curated record. Gene Ontology annotation, molecular function: structural constituent of ribosome. Gene Ontology annotation, biological process: cytoplasmic translation. The transcript has 7 exons.
UAACUACAAAACCCUAGUUUAUAAAAGAUAUCCUUCCGUCUCUCUUUAAAAACUUCUUUUGUGCCGCAUUUCUGAUUCGGCUCUCCAAACAAAGGAAGAAGAAAUAAUCGCCAGAAACCCAAAUCAACAAUGGUGAAGUACUCAAAGGAGCCCGAUAAUCCCACCAAGUCCUGCAAGGCUAGGGGGUCUGAUCUUCGUGUUCAUUUCAAGAACACUAGGGAAACAGCGUUCUCUUUAAGGAAGAUGCCUUUGGUCAAAGCCAAGAGGUAUUUGGAGGAUGUCUUAGCUCACAAGCAAGCCAUUCCCUUCAGACGUUUCUGUGGUGGUGUUGGUAGGACUGCUCAAGCCAAGAACCGUCACUCAAAUGGACAAGGACGUUGGCCCGCUAAGUCCGCCAAGUUCAUCCUUGAUCUGCUUAAAAAUGCUGAGAGCAAUGCUGAUGUAAAAGGUUUGGAUGUGGAUUCACUAUACAUUUCUCAUAUCCAAGUUAACCAAGCUCAGAAGCAGAGGCGUAGGACAUACCGUGCUCACGGAAGAAUCAACCCUUACAUGUCAUCUCCUUGUCACAUCGAGUUGACCUUAUCAGAGAAGGAAGAAGCAGUGAAGAAAGAGGCUGACACUCAGUUGGCACCAAGGAAGUCAAAGAAAUCUCAAGUUCUUCGUAGUGGUGCCUCAUCUUAAGCAGUAGAGAGAGAUGAGUCCUCAGAAAUGUAUUGAGUUCUCUUUGUGCCUUGUUAUUUUUACAUUAGAAACCAUUUUUGUUGCUUUUAGAUAUGUUUCGACUCUCAAUCAUAUGAAGAUUUUGGCUUAUGGCCGUGGCCAUUUUUUUUUAUUGCAAUUAGCUCAGUGAAUGUUUGUUUUGAGUGAUUUUAGUAGAAGUAGGAUCUACUAAAUUGAAAUAUUUUCUCUGAUGCUGUGCUAGCUGCUAGUUAAACAUUUGUUUUGAUGGAUAUCUUGUAGUGUGCAUCGUUGAAUGGUUGCAUGAAAUGGUUAAUCCAGUUCCUUAGGUUGUUAUAGUA